Onychomys torridus (southern grasshopper mouse) is the source of this 1893-nucleotide messenger RNA. It is a transcript of the gene Erich2, whose product is annotated as glutamate rich 2. The transcript has 12 exons. Lineage: Eukaryota; Metazoa; Chordata; Mammalia; Rodentia; Cricetidae. The record is from RefSeq and is a predicted model, not a curated record. Bases 1 to 1320 code for a protein of 439 amino acids.
AUGGACACCGACCUUCCAGUCCCCCUGUCUCCGGCCUUUCUCAAAGUAACCAGGGUACGUGCUCAAGUCUGCCCCAGGAUAUGCGCCCCCAACUUGCCCCGCAGCGUAAGCCCCAGGCCCCCGGGGCGCUGGGCCACCCGAGCCGCCCGUCCCGCCCUCUGCGCGGUUCCAACAGCUGGCCCCGCCCCCGCCCCGCCCCCGCCCCGCUCCCUGCGCCCCGCCCCGGGCCCGCCGCGCUCUGCCCCGCUCGCUCCUCCUCUGCGUACGAUCGCCCCGUCGCUGGGCGGCUCCCGCGGCUCCCGGGGCUCCAGCAGCAGCCCUUCCUGUCUCCAUGGCGACACGGCGUCCCAGGCUCGCAACUCGGAACCCAGCGCGAGUGGCGAGCGGGGCUGGACCUCCUGGUCUGCCCUUCGCGGGAUCUCCAAGGCAGGGCCAGCGGGUUGGGGCUCUGGAGCCCCACGGCUGCCGAGGCACCGCCCGAGAAGUCUUGGGCCGGAAUUUUGUAUUCCAGAAAUCCCCAGGAACUACCUAGACAAGAAAGAUGCUGUAAAGGCACCAAAAAGCAGACAAAAUGGCACAUUGCUAGUGUUUGAUCCAAAGGAAAAAGUGAUGAGUGACCCAAGCAAAGCAAUGUCACACAAAUGCUGCUUUGGACCAAGACCAAGACUGAUAAACAAGCUCUAUAGUUCCCCAACACAGAUCUCUCUGGGUGUAGCCAAUACAUUCUCAGCAAAGAAAGAAGCCUCUCCUAAGAAGAUUGAAGAUAAAGUCUCUCUAAAAAGUGCUGAAAACAAACCGUCUUCAAGGAGUGUUGAAAAUAAGGAUGUCUUAACAAAUCGGCAGUCUGACCCGUGGUCAUCUUCCUCCCUAAAAGAAAGUGCAGGUGAAGCCGGCAAGGAUUCGGUCCUUGCAAAGCAGGAGAAAGUUAGUGACUAUUGCCUUCAGGACAUUGAGGAGAAGUUGUCCGACUCAACCGAUGGUGAUGGUGAAGAGGACACAAAUGAUGAAGAUGAGGAAGGCCCCUCUAAAAAGGAGACUCGUGCCCCGCUAGAGUUAAUGGCAGAAUUCCUGAGAGCAGAAAUGGGCCGAGACUACCAGUUGGCAAAAAAGUUAUGUCAGAUGAUCCUAAUCUAUGAACCAGAAAAUCCUGUGGCCAAGGAAUUUUUCUCACUUAUUGAAGAAAUAUUGCUGAAGGAGAAAGCUCAGAAGCGCGAGGAAGAUGACGAGGACAGUGAAGAGGACACCAGCAGCGAGAGCGAAGCAGAAAGCAGUGAGGAUGGGAGCGAGGACAGCUCCGAUGAGUGUGAAGACGGGUCCUGAAGGUCGCUGCCGUGGAGAGUUAUUUUCAAGAGUGUAUGCCAUGCAAAUGCAAAUAUAAAGAAGAGAGCCGCUGCUUAGUGUGACUGUGCUUUCUUCGCUGCAGAGUUCAAGGGAUCUGUGUUCUUAGUUUGGGCUCCUUGCUUAUGUUUAGGCUUAGGCCGAGGCAAGUCACUUAGAGAGGGAAAAAGGGAGGCCAUACAAUGUGCGAGGGACACAGUGAAUGCUCUGCAUACUUUCUUUACCCUUAAAUCCCUAAGUAGUAUGUUACUGUUCCCAUUUCACAGGGGGGAAAGUAAGGCAUGUUAAGGGUAGUUUUCCAGUGUGGGUCACCUAUUUAUAGGGUCUGGAUCUGCCUCUGUGACAUCAUGACUCAACAGCUGUGUUUUCAGUCCCCCUUAUUGACUGCCACAGGAAGCCUUUUUUAAAAAAAAUCUGUUUGUGUGGCAUGUAUCAGUAUCUGGAGAGUUCAUCCUCUCCUCCCUGGAAGAGAAACAGGACUUUGGUACUUCUCACGGUUGUGUCCCUAGCCACUGGUAAGUAGCUGGAAAAUAAGUGUGUCUGUAUACAAAUACA